Molecule: messenger RNA, 3057 nt
Organism: Diversispora eburnea
Lineage: Eukaryota; Fungi; Glomeromycota; Glomeromycetes; Diversisporales; Diversisporaceae
Source: the annotation of a GenBank genome assembly
AUGUAUGCGCAACCACCCCCUCCUAACCCUCAACAAUCCGCACAACGUCCUAUUUCCAACCCACCUCAACCACAAUCACCUUCGACGUCUAACGCUGCAUCAUCUUUGAUACAGCAAAAUUGGCGACCAGUCGGAAUUCACAACGCGCAAGCAGUUCGUCCUUCCUCACCAAGCACUGUACCUCAAAAUAAUUCUAGAUCCCUUAUCUUUCCACCCAGUCAACGGCCCCCUCAAAAUGGUGCAGCACCAGGCUUUUCAAGACCGCCGAUUCCAGUUUCCAGACCCACAUUACAAGGUCAAUCACCUACAACUAUUGCAGCGAUUCAAACACCACAAAGCAAUACUUUCUCUACAGGCUUUCCGGGAUCAAGGCCUCACAUGGUUCCACCAGUAUAUUCACAACCCACAAUUCCCCCUUUAUCAACAACCUCUCAAUAUGCCACUAGACCUUUAAGUCCACCGGGACCAAUGCGUUCACCGCCACAAGGAGUUGAUAUUGAUAAUAUGGUAAAUCAAAUGAAUAAUAUAGGGAUUCAGGAUCAACCUCAGCUUGAUCAACAUUCCAAACCCUCUAAGCAAAAUCGUCCAAAACGAGCUUAUCAUCCAAGUUCAAAUCUUAAUAAUUCUUCAAACAUUUACCCUCAACCUCCUCCUCAAUAUAUGCAACCUACAUCUGUACCAAAUCAACAACCUCAAACCAUGCCCCGUCCUGUUCUUCCAAAUGCUCCUAGAUCCCGAAUUGAUCCCAAUCAAAUCCCGUCACCAGUUGUUGUUCAAGAACAAGAUCAACGUAUAUUUGAGGAACAAGUUUAUAUGACAUGUUCCAAAUCUACUGUACCUUUGGCAAGUACUGAUUUCAGAGCCAUUGAUGAAGGUAUCUCUAAUCCCCGGUUUAUGAGGUUGACAUUAUAUUCUAUACCACACACCGAAGAACUUCUUCAAACAUCUCAUUUACCUCUAGGGGUUAUUUUACAACCUUUAACCAAAUUAAGGGAUGGCGAGGGUCAAAUUGAACUUGUUGAUCUUCAAGAACAAGGACCAGUUCGUUGUCUUCGGUGCAAGGCAUAUAUCAACCCUUUCGUAAUUUUCGUGGAAGGUGGAAAGAAAUUUGUUUGCAAUAUGUGUUCAUUCUCUAAUGAAGUUCCUCCCGAAUAUUUCUGCAUUUUGGAUAUGAACGGCAGGCGGGCAGAUAUAGAUCAACGACCCGAACUGAAAUAUGGAACAGUGGAAUUCACAGUCCCUCAGGAAUAUUGGGCAAAACCACCUGCUCCGUUAUCAUACGUUUUUGCUAUUGAUGUAUCUUGGAAUUCCAUUAAGAGCGGGAUGCUCGCUAAAUGUGUGGAAACUAUUCGUGACAUUCUAUAUAAUUCUCCUAAUAACAUUUCAAGAGGUGGUAAAAUUGGUAUCAUUACAUUCGACAAAGACAUUCAUUUUUAUAAUUUACAGCCACAACUUGAACAAGCUCAAAUGUUAGUUGUUUCUGAUAUCAAUGAUGUUUUUGUUCCAUUGAAUUCCGGACUUUUGGUUGAUCCAAUAGAAUCGAGAACUGUUAUAGAAGGACUUUUGGAAUCUUUACCGACAAUGUUUGUUGAUAAUAAAGCAAUAGAUCCUGUACUGGGAGCUGUUGUUCAAGCAACACAUAUGGCUUUGAAUGAGACAGGCGGAAAGCUUUUAUUAUUUCAAACAGCUCUUCCGACAUUUGGUCCAGGUUCUAUUAAGCAGCGGGAGGAUCCUAAAAUAUAUAAUACUGACAAAGAAAGAUCAUUGUUUAGUCCUCAAGAUAAUUAUUACAAAACGCUAGCCACCAAUUGUGUUGAUUCCGGCAUUUGUAUUGAUUUAUUUUUAUUCCCAAAUACAUAUGUUGAUAUCGCAACUAUUGGAUUAUUAUCAUGCUUGACUGGAGGCGAAACUUAUUAUUAUCCCAACUUUGAUGCCCAAAAAGAUGGUGAAAAAUUUGCAUAUGAAUUGAAACAUAAUCUUACUAGAGAAUUUGGAUAUAAUGCACUUAUGAGGAUUCGGUGUUCAAAUGGUCUAAAAGUUACGGAUCAUUUUGGUAACUUCAAUAUGCGAAACACGACAGAUUUAGAACUUGCAGGAAUUGACAGUGACAAAGCCUUUGGCGCUUUACUUAAGUAUGAUGGUAAGCUUGAUGAAAAAACGGAUGCCUAUAUUCAAUGCGCUCUUCUAUAUACAACUUCAAGUGGUCAGCGUAGAGUGCGAACCCACAAUUUGAGUGUGACAGUUACGCAGCUUUUGGGCAAUGUGUUUAGACAUGCAGAGAUGGAUACAACAGUCAAUUUCUUGGCUAAGCAAGCUGUGUCAAAUACCAUAACAAAACCACUGCGGGAUAUUCGCGAUCAUUUAACAGAUAAGUGUGUUAAAAUACUGAUGGCAUACAGAAGAUACUGCGCAUCCCAAAGCUCUUCUGGUCAGCUAAUUCUUCCCGAAGCUUUCAAAUUAUUUCCUUUAUAUGCUUUGACGAUGUUAAAAUCUAAAGCACUUCGUGUUGGAAAUAAUUUAACCAGUGAUGUACGAGUACAUUACAUGCGUCUAAUAAAAAGCGUUGGAGUUUCAGAAAGUAUUGUCUUGUUUUAUCCGAGACUUUUUCCUGUGCAUAACCUUUCUGAUCAGGUUGGGCAUCCAGAUCAAAAUGGUAGAGUCAAGUUACCACCAUUAAUACGUGUUUCUUAUGCUAGGCUUGAACAUGAUGGCGCAUAUCUUUUAGAAAAUGGGCAGACAUUAAUAUUUUGGUUAGGUAGACAAAUCUCACCUGAUUUUGUUCGCAAUGUAUUUGGAGUUGAUUCUGUUGAGCAAAUAGACCCCAAAAUUAUCAAUCUUCCCGUUCUUGAAAAUCCAACAUCCACGCAAAUUCGUUCCAUUAUAGCAUACUUACAGUCACAGAGACCCAAAUAUUUAAGUUUGAAGAUUGCUAGAAUGCAAAUAGAUCCUUCAGAACUUGAAUUCAAUAGUUUAUUGGUUGAAGAUGAGAACAAUAAUGCAAUGUCAUAUGUUGAUUAUUUGUGCUACAUUCACAAACAAAUUCAAUCAGAGGGGUAG